This is a messenger RNA of Mesorhabditis spiculigera, 1617 nucleotides long. The record is from the annotation of a GenBank genome assembly. Lineage: Eukaryota; Metazoa; Nematoda; Chromadorea; Rhabditida; Rhabditidae.
AUGACGGUGAACCCGAGCUUCACCGAGUUGGUCGUCCACACGGUCCUCUACAGCUAUGAAUACAACUCUCGAGACAAAGGCUCGGAGAACGGGCUGAUCGGGAUUCGGGCUUCUGUGGCGGGAACUUAUAAGGUGCUGUUCAACGAACCUGAGGGCGUUCUCUUCGGCUUCCCUUUCCCGCAAACUCAAAAGCUCACCGAAUCGCUCCUCCGUUCCAAGCUCGAAGAGGCGCUAAAAACAGUCGAAAAACUGGGCUUCGACAUCGCCAAAAGCGGGCGCGAGCAGAUGGUCAACGAGCUCAUCAAGUUUUAUCGGCAACUUGUGCAGAUGUACGAAGAUCGAAGCCACGAACCGGUCAACCUGACGAUUUCCGAGUUGCGCAGGGCCGCCCCGACGUACGACUGGAAGUACCUGAUCGGCGUGCACUUGCCGGAGACGACGGAGGAAACUGAGGUCGAGGUCAACUCGCUGGAGGACAUCAAGGCGCUAUCCAAGAUUUUGCAAGAAGCCCCGCGCGAUGUCCUCCCGAAUUUCUUGUUCCUGAACUGGGCGCGCCAUCUGUCGAAGCGAGACGUGUCUCGUGAGCGGCUUGGAUGCCGGCGCAGGCUGCUCCACUACUUCUCGAAACUCACCGAGCACUUGGCCCUUGGGACGAUCAGGUCGACGAGUGACGUCGAAGACGUUAGGAACAUCGGCAAGGAGAUGCGCCACAUCUUCCACGAGAUUUUUGACGCGAACACGUGGCUGGAGCCGGAGACAAAGACCAAGCUCAAACAAAGGUUCGACGACAUCAAGCAUCGCUACGGCUACAACACCCACGCGCUCGACCGGGAGCUCGUCGAGAAAUUUUAUGACUGGGUGCCCACCCCGGAGAAGUGGAACCACAUGUCGAUGAUGCGCUUUGAGGAGCGAGCGAAUUGGUUUGUCGACAGAAUGGACCUUCUCGGUGAUCUGAACUACGAGCCUGCCCUCGACUUGAACGCGUUCAACCGGAACAACGAGGAGAUCAUCAUCCCCCUCGCCAUCAUCACCCCUCCGUUCUACCAUCCGGCCUGGCCGCUCGAGUUCAACUACGGCGGCAUCGGCGAGAUCAUUGGCCACGAGUUGACGCACACAUUUGAUGACGUCUCCGACAUGCCCCCGGGGAAUGUGGGCAACGACACGGACGAGUACAAGGAAAAAGAGCAGUGCUUCACGGACCAGUUUGGAAACGUCGUCUACUCAAACCCAAGGCUCAAUAUCACCAUUCAGGCCGAUGGUUUCAAACAGCACAAGGAGACGAUCGCCGACAACAACGGGUUACGGGCGACUUGGAGGGCCUACAAGGAGAAACGCCAGAAGCUCUACGGCCGCAACCCCCCGAAGCUGCCUGGCCUUCAGGAGUUCACCAACGAUCAGCUCUUCUUCUUGGCCCAUACCCAGGUGGAAUGUGGUCGCCAGCCCACCAUCUACGCACAAUUCCGAUAUCACUGGAUUGUCGCCGUGCACCCGGUUGGCAACGUUCGCAUCAACGAGAAGCUCAAGAGCUUUGACAGCUUCGCCAACGCCUUCAAGUGCAAGCUGAACUCGACGAUGAACCCGACGAAGCCGGACUGCCGCAUCUGGCGCCACUAUCAU